Prorocentrum cordatum is the source of this 1164-nucleotide messenger RNA. Lineage: Eukaryota; Dinophyceae; Prorocentrales; Prorocentraceae. The record is from the annotation of a GenBank genome assembly.
GAGCGUGACCAGCGCAUCUCCGAGCUGGAGGGCCGCCUGCGGCGGCAGGAGGCCGGGCCUUCCGAGGAAGAGCGGCGGCCCGAGCACGGCGGCGGCGCCGAGGGCGAAGAGGCGGAGGGGCGCAGGCAACAAGCGCUGGAGAGCAGCGCGAAGGCGGCGGAGGAGAUUGAGCAUCUGAGGCAGCAGGUCUCGGAGCUGCAGGCCAAGCUGUCCGAGCAAGGAGGGCACCGCAGGCCGGCCAGCCCCGCCGCCGUCUCCGAGGAGGCGGAGCAGUUGAGGCAGCAGGUCUCGGAGCUGCAGGACGAGCUGUCCCAGGCGGUGCGGCAGCGCCAGUCGGUCGUCUCCGUGUCGGCGGCGGAGGCGGAGCGCCUCAGGCAGCAGGUCUCGGACCUGGAGGCGAAGUUGUCCGAGCAGGAUCGGCUUCGCGAGUCUGCCAGAUCUGCCGCAGCCUCGGAGGUGGAGCAGUUGAGGCAGCAGGUUGCGGAGGCGCAGGACGAGCUGUCGCAGGCGGUGCGGCAGCGUCAGUCGGUCGUCUCCGCUUCGGGGGCGGAGACGGAACGCCUCCGGCAGCAGGUCUCGGAUUUGGAGGCGAAGGUGUCCGAGCAGGACCGACAUCACGAGUCCGCCAGAUCUGCCGCGGCCACGGAGUCGCAACAGUUGAGGCAGCAGGUCUCGGAGUUGCAGAGCCAGCUGACCAACCAGCAGCAGCAGAAAGAGAUGGCCCGUUCCACGGCGGCCGAGGAGGCAGAGCAGCUGAGGCGGCAGGUCUCGCAGCUGCACGCCGAGCUGCACGAGGCGGGGCAGCGUGAGCUGGCCAGCGCCGCCGCGGCCACGGAGGCACGGCAGCUGCAGCAGGAGAUCCCCCUCCUGCAGUCCCAGUUGGCCGAACAGGCCCGGCAGCGCGAGUCGGCUGGGUCCGCGGCGGCGGCGGAGGCGGAGCAGCUGCGGCAGCAAGUCUCUGAGCUGAAAGGGAAGCUGGCCGAACAGGAACGGCAGCGAGAGCAGCACGAGUCGGCCGGCUCUGUCGCUGCCACAGAGGCGCAGCAGUUGAGAGAGCAGGUGGCGGAGCUGCAGAGCCACGUUGUCUGCAGAGGAGCGGCAGCGCGAGUCGGCCGGGUCCGCUGCGGCGGCGGAGGCGGAGCAGCUGAGGCAUCAGGUCUCUGA